This is a messenger RNA of Lates calcarifer (barramundi perch), 6560 nucleotides long. RefSeq names its product synaptotagmin VIIb (gene syt7b). Gene Ontology annotation, cellular component: membrane; synaptic vesicle; synapse. The transcript has 13 exons. Gene Ontology annotation, biological process: vesicle fusion; calcium-ion regulated exocytosis; regulation of calcium ion-dependent exocytosis. The record is from RefSeq and is a predicted model, not a curated record. NCBI's taxonomy places the organism in Eukaryota, Metazoa, Chordata, Actinopteri, Centropomidae. Gene Ontology annotation, molecular function: calcium ion binding; phosphatidylserine binding; SNARE binding. Bases 474 to 2492 code for a protein of 672 amino acids.
UUGCUGGAGACGGGAACCUCUGAUGAAAUGGUCAACAGCACUGAGGGCGCACGGAUUCCUCGCCUCAGCUAUGAGUAGACGACCUCCUACCGACUUACUUCACGUCACCCCGCCCGUCUGCCUGCCGUCUCCUCCCUAAAAACCUUUGCUGCGACCAUCCCUUUGAGCGACUCUGGGCUCAGAGAGAGAGAGGAAAAAAAGAAGAGAGAGACUGAGGGAGAAAGUGAGAGAGCCAAAAUACAUGCAGACUCCCAACAUCACCUAGACUACCUGCUCCAGCACAACAAGAGGAGGAGGACGCACAAGUGCAGGCGCGUCCAUGCGUGCCAGCCGAACAAGACAAUAAAGCGGGCAAAUUGGACCACAAAUCCAAAAGAUUGGAAUAAGAGUUUAUCCUGAGAACUCUUGGGGAAAAGAGCACAGCUUUGCUACAAGAAGAAGACAGCCUAAAUGAGUACACUGUAAGAAGAGUCAUGCAUCUCAACAGAGAAGAAGAUAACAGCAAAGGCUCGGUGUCUCUCAGUGUAUUCCUGGUGUCUGUUGCGUUCGUAGUGUGUGCCGUUUGGCUGGUAGCUCUAUGUGGCGUCUGCACCUGGUGUCAGCGUAAACUGGGGAAGAGGAAUAAGCCUGGGGUGGAGGCUGCCAGCUCUCCAGAUUCGGUGCGAGGUCGAGGGGAAAAUAAAGCCAUCAACGAUCUAGACAGAGACUUUUGGAAUAACAAUGACAGCAGCAAUGUGCAACAGAGGUGGAGCUCUUACCCGCCCAAGGAGUUCCUCUUAAACAUGUCUCCCUAUGCUCCCUACGGAGACCCUCGCCUCACGCCCAAUGGGGCCGUGGAUAAGGGUGGGCAGGGCGGUGCUGGACCCUCACCGGGGGCCAGCGACAGCGGGGGUGGUGCUUGCUCUGGGUCUGGGGCGGGGCCCAGUCGCAGUGACAGCGUUCGGAGCAUGGUGACGGGGGGCAGCAAGGCCGGGCGCUGGCAGACGGUCCAGAGCCACAUGCAUGCCGGAGGCCUGCGGUUUAGCAAUUUUGGGGACGCCUCCCUCUCGUCCGCCUCCACCCUGGAGCACAUCCCGUCCUCGGCCGUGGCGCGCCCUCGGCCUCUGGUCCGGCAGCAGAGCCUCCAACAGCCCCUCACUCACCAGCCCCCUCCGGGUCCCAACGACCCCCCGGUCACCUCGCAGAGCCUGGGCCAGCUCCACACGGGCCCAGGCGGCGGGGGCCACCGCGGGGGCCCACGGGGGGUCCGGGGGAGUCCGGCUGGAGCCUCCCGGUACAGAGGAACCGGGGCAGGCCGAUCGAGGUCAAAUCCAGGCAGCUGGGAUCACAUGAUGGAGCAGAUCCGCAACAGAGGGCUGGACGUCAAGUCGUUCCUUGAGGGGAAGAUGGUUGUUCUGUCUCUAGCAAUCGGGCUGGCUGAACAGGAUGACUUUGCCAACCUCCCAGAUCUACAGGAAGCACCAGCGAGCAAAGAAAAUGAAACCACACCAGAAAAGAGGACUCCAGGUAACAAACCAGGCAGUAGCCCCAGAGGUCAGACCCCGGACGAGACCGGACGCCGCCAGGGGCCGAGCCACGAGGCCAACUCCUCCGUCUCUGACUUGGCCAACUCAGUCACCAGUGACAUGCUCAUGUUGUCUCCAGGUUCAGAGGAAGAUGAACACGAGGGUCCAGUGUGUGAGAAGCUGGGUCGUAUCCAGUUCAGUGUUGGAUACAGUUUUCAGGACUCCACCCUCACCGUUAAAAUUCUGAAGGGCCAGGAUUUGCCUGCUAAGGACUUUUCCGGCACCUCUGAUCCGUUCGUCAAACUCUACCUGCUGCCAGACAAGAAGCACAAGUUGGAGACCAAAGUGAAGCGGAAGAAUCUAAACCCCCACUGGAACGAGACCUUCCUGUUUGAAGGGUUUCCAUAUGAGAAGGUGGUCCAGAGGACUCUGUACCUUCAGGUUCUCGACUACGACCGAUUCAGCAGGAACGACCCCAUAGGAGAGGUGUCCAUCCCCCUCAACAAACUGGACCUGGCCAACAUGCAGACUUUCUGGAAGGAGCUGAAACCGUGUAGCGAUGGCAGCGGGAGUCGAGGGGAUCUGCUGGUGUCUCUGUGCUACAACCCCACAGCCAACACCAUCACUGUGAGCAUCAUUAAAGCCCGCAACCUCAAAGCCAUGGACAUUGGAGGCACUUCUGACCCCUAUGUAAAAGUGUGGUUGAUGCACAAGGACAAGCGAGUGGAAAAGAAGAAGACGGUGGUAAUGAAGCGCUGUCUGAACCCUGUUUUCAACGAGUCCUUCCCCUUUGACGUGCCUGCCCACGUGCUGAGGGAGACCACCAUAAUUAUCACUGUCAUGGACAAGGACAGACUCAGUCGCAAUGAUGUCAUUGGAAAGAUUUAUCUUUCAUGGAAGAGUGGCCCUGCAGAGGUAAAGCACUGGAAAGACAUGAUGGGUCAUCCUCGCACUACCGUGGCCCAGUGGCAUGCUCUCAAGGCCUGAGGCACCCAGUGACCAACCUGCCUACAGUGUCCCCCUCCCCUGAAUUCAGCAUCAGCCACUCAGCCCCUGCCCUCAGCACAUACCCACCCUGCUCCCUCACUGCAGUCUUGGUUCUGCAGAAACUGUGCGUCAUCUCUUUGUUCUCAGGCCUCUUUGAUAUCCUCUGCCCUCGAUCCUCGUGACACCAUCCUUAAAUUUCACCCUUGUCAGUUUCUGAUUCCCUCCCGACCCCCCCUCACAUCCCUUUGUCUGAACUUAAAAAUGUCUUUGAUGUCUUAACCCACUUCCUCCUCGUGCCCUGUUUCUAUGAGAUUUUUUUUCCCCAGAUAUCCCCCAGUCCACCCCCCAUUCUCAGUGUUUAACAUCAGAGCCUCUUGCCACCCAUGAAUACAAACUACCAACCAAAAACAGAUCAAACUGAUAUUCCUCCGUACCCCUUGAAAUGCCUGAAGAUUCAGGAAAACCGACACAGGCAAUAGAGGAGUGAUGGCCUGUAUUUAAAGUGGCCUGGAAAUGGACCCUGUUGCUCAACUCAUGUUUGGUCUUUUUCACUUUUCACUCUUUCUCUGGCACCGCUGUAAUAAUUCUCCCUUGGCUGGAACCCUUCGUCGUCUGUGCGUGCUGUGGGUGAUGUGCUGUAACCCCCAAAUGAAGUUCUUCAACAACGACAAAAAAAAAAAAAAAAAAAAAAAGGAUAAGAACAUGAUCAUUUAACACUGGUCCAGAAGAAGGAUAAGUGUAAAAAAACAAACAUUUUUUUCCUGUUUUCUUGGAAAAGAAAUCCCGAUGGACAGAAAAAAAAGAGUAAAGUGAUUAAUGUUGUGUUUUAUUUUUUGGUUUUCAAAAGAACUUAGAGAAUCAACCUGUUCUUCCAGACAGAAAAUAAGCAAAAAGCCAGCUUCCGUAAGUGUGGAAGUGUGGGUUAAUGGGUGUGUGCAUGUGUGUGUGUGUGUGUGAAUGAGGGGGUAUUCUGGACUUGCACAGCUAAGUUAAAGAUAUUAGUGAAAAUAGCAUUGCCUGUGAUAACGAUGGUGAAGUAAGUUAGAAUUUGUGGUGUUAAAGUUUAAGACUGGGGAGGUCACUAAGGUCAAAGACACAGAGUAGUUUUUAAAGGAGCUAUUAGUAAGUUUCUGCCAUCGCUACGUCGCUAACGUUAGCAUUAACAGCUGUUUACUUUACGUUAUGAGUUCGGCAUCAAACUUCGUUCCUUCUCUCCCUGUAUUAUCUGAGCUUAAGCAUCACCACCACCGGCAAGAAACCACAUUUGGCGGCAGAAAAAAAAUGACCGAUAGCCCCUUUAAUGCACCAGUACUAUCCAGCCAGACAGAUUUCAUGUAUUUAUGUAUAUGUUGUGGGUUUGAUUCCCUUACAUCACUGCUGAAUACAAAGGAGAUCGAUUAGAUUUCUUUGUGGUGCUCACUGCUUUUGAAAUGGCUUUGGAAAAAUUCAACACCAGCUUGUCUCGUUCCAGAAAUAAUGUCGUGGUUAAUCAGAUAAUCCACAAAGCCCAAUAUAUUCCACGCUUUUCUUUGGGACUAGAAGAACAACAGCAUCUAAUCUGUGCAGCAGGGUGUUUUCCAAACAACAUUUUUCUAAUUAUUUUAUCACGCUGCAGUGAAAAGAAAAAAGCUGGAGAGUGGACCUUGAGUUUAGAUUAAUUUUUUUUCUGACUACUGAUUCCUUGAAGUGUUUUGUGUUUUGGGUGAAUCAAACAUUUAUGAAUGCAGGCAGUAAAUAGGUUUGCUAAGAGUUACAGUGUGUUGAGAAAUGAGAUGCAGAUGAAAUGAUCAGUGGCUGAAAGGCCAUUUUACAGCGUGUCUAUCAGCUGCAUCAAUCAGUGCUUUAAACCUGGAACAGGUUUAUGUCAGACCUGAUUAUUUUUGUUUUGGGGGGUUUGAGUUCAGUACAGGUCAGUCUUCCAGUUGUUGGCUUCACUGCCUGAAUGUGACCUCCCUUAAGUCCCAUAUAGACACGUGCUAAGUGGAUGAAUGGAAACAAAUGAGAAUAAGAAUCUGGGGAGAAAAGUCUUUUUACAUUCCACUGCUCGUUUUUUGUCAACUGGAUGUGUGUAUGUAUGUGUGUGUGUGUGUGUGUGAGUGUCAAUAUUUGAGCUUUAGUUUGUGUGAUUGUGUUUACUGUGAGUCCCUCUGUGUGUACAGUAUAUCUGCACUGAGUUCUAUUUUGCCAGUUUAAUACAGAACAACAUUGUUUACUGUUUUUAUUCUGUAUGAAACGAUCCAGAUGUACAAAGAAGUAUGUUUUUUUAAAAGUUGUCACUUCUUCGAGAAUCACUGCACUUGUUGACGACGAUGCUGGAACAAACCUCUCUUCAUAGCAGGGUCAUUAUCCUCAUGUGUGGUUUAAAAAGGACGUUUGGUUUUUUUUUUUCAGAGGAGGAGAAUCUGUUCUUGAGCUGAGAGCGAAGGUCAAACGAAAAAUGUCACAAACCAGCUUUACAACAACCCUGUUUCCUUUGACCACAUAAACACCAGACUUUGAGUUCAGACAGAAGCAGCUACCGACAUUUUGUCCUAUCUGUCCUUCCUAUCUGGUCCGAUCUGAUUCGCCAAGGCCAAAAAAAAUGAAGGGUGGCUCCCUAACAUCGCAGCUGACGUCCCCCCCGAAAACACCCCCGUUGUGCACACAUGCUUUCUGGCACAAAGUGUUCUGUGUGUGCCUUAUAAACCCCGCCACGCCUUGCUCUUCACCAUAUGCGCUCCCUCUCUCCAAGUGUCAGGGAGGGGGGGUAAGAGAAAAAAAAAAGGUGAGACAGGAGAUAAUCAUCACCUCUUUGCAUCACUGUUCGUCUCAGGUCAGAGCAGAGCAUCGGAGCAUCCCAAAAUAACCAGGAACACAGUCAUCUGUCUGUCCUGAUGGCCCUGUGUGUUAAACACGGCAUUAUUUUUGAGUGCUGCUGACAAAGCGUUACAUUCCAAAGGCUUAGUGAAAGUCACUUCGAGCAAUGCAACUUAAACAUCGGUUAAAUAUCAGUCAGGGUUUGGUGUGUUUUAGUUUCAAGAAAUGGAGCUAGAAUCCGACUUUCUACACUCUUCACCGGCCAAAAUACCACACUGGUAAAAAUCUUAAGUGGACAAGCUCGCAUUUCUGAUUUAGGGCAUUCUGCUUGAGACAAAGAGAGGUUAACCAGCAACAUUUUAAUUUCUAUACUGUACAAAUGAUUGUGAAGUGUCCUGUAUGAAAAAAAAGAAAAAAAUCAUCAGUAUUUACUGGGGUUGUUGAUAUCUGUCUGUCCUUGGUAUCACACAGCCCCCUGUUUCACUCCCUCUUCUCUUUGUAGUCACACAUCCGUGGGGUGCACAAUGUUAAAUAUCAGCCAUUUAUUUUUUUGAAAUCUGUACAGUGUAUAUAACAAUAUAAAUGUGUAUAUAAAACAAAGAUACUUCUGGUCUGGUAUUGUUAUGAAUUUUUCAGAAGUUUCUUUUUACUGUUUCUUCAGGUCAGACGUCAUAAAUGUAACAGGUUUCCUGUUGUUCUGCUGUGUUCUGAGUUGGUUGCACAUGAGGAGGAGGACGUUUUCAGAUCCUCAACGUAAGUCCUGCAUUCAAUAUUUUAUUUAAGUAUAAUAACAAGAUUAAGAUGAAUACUGAUGCAACAAUGCAUAAGCAGCAGACUGUUGUACCUUGAGAUGGAGCUACUGUAGUUUUAACGCCUCUACACACUUUUAUGUAUUUUAGUUUAGUGAUUCCCAAUCUCUAACUUUUUUAUGUGAAAUAAUUAUUUUUCUGCUUUUACCCCAGAAGAAAUAAAUCACUCUUCAGUUGACCUGUAAACAGCUAGAACCAGGAAACGCUGGUUUAAUCCUUCAUAAUACAUGAUGAUUUUAUAAACGUUUGUUUUUUAUGUAAAAGCCUAUCAAAUGAUGUCAAAUAAAUGUAGUGCUGUCUGAUAGUAAACUGUAAAGUUGAAGUAACACAUUUCACAGAGACUUGCCACUAACUCGCUGUCAAUCCCAGUUCAGUCUGAUUUUGAGUGUUGAUAUCAUGAAUUUCUUUUGUAGCAGUUUAAUUGCAAAUACGCGGACUGAUAAAGUGAUAAAGCCAAAAUUAA